GUGAGGGACAUUGUGAGGGUCUCACAGGGCGAGGGACGCUGCGGGGGGGUCCCGCAAGGCUGAGGACCCUCAUGGCGGGAUGGUUGCGAUGGCACCUGGUGCCCAGGCGCUGCUGACAGACUCCAGCCUUCCCGCCUGCUUUCCCUCCCGCUCUUUCAACUAACUCUGCGAGGGGCCGGGGUGCAGGCGGCUCCGAGACCCCCUCGUCCCGUCUGCCCUGGCUGCCUGCGGCAUCUCCUGCACUUCGGGGGGACAUCAGCUCCCCCACGGCCGGUGCAGUCCCGUUCCUCCAACUCUGAGGCAGGUUUUGGUGUGGGGGCUUGAGGCCUAGCGCCCGGUCCGGCUUCGACGGUUGACGAAAGCCCUGACCCCGACACGCUUGUCAGCGACCUGCGAGCUUGUCCCGUGUCUUGGAAACUUGACAAAGCUCCUGCGCUCACCGCUGCCCGUGGCAGCGAGUUCUCCCGGAUCGGUGCGUGCUCCCUGUUGCUCUUGCUGGGGUUUUGCCUUGAGAGAUGGUGAGGACAGAAACAACAAGGCUGAUGUCUCUGAGCUUCUCAGCGUUUCUGGCUCCAGACAAAUGAAUAGAGAGUUGAGUACAGAAGAGGGACAGAUUCCAGUUUUCCAGUUGAUCACCUUGUACACAGGAGUGAGCUGGUGCUGCAGCAGGCAGAGCUGGGGGUAAUGAGGACAUUCCCUACCUGCAGUGGAGCUCUUGAACUGUCAGCGUGUGGGCUGAAGGAGAAGAACCCUUGAGAUCAACACUGGGGGAAAGAAGAAAAGUAGCAGAGGAGUCGAUGUGUGAUGCACGGCAGGUCUGAGCCAAGGAGCCGAGGUGCAGAAGUGCUGGUGAAAAAGAGACUUGGCAAUAGAAACUGUCUAUUCAAGACUGCACAGAUAAAGCAGAGGAGCCACUACCACGCGCUCCCUGACAUCCUUUGCCGUUCAUCAGGAGGGAGCCUGUGUGACAGAGGAAUGGUAGAGCAUCAGCCGCGGAGCAGCGAUGACAGAGACUGACAUUCAUACGAGUCUCUUCUGGCUCCUUCUCCACAAGGCUGGUGCCUCUGCAUAUUCAUUGGAUGGUAAUGCAGGAUGUUGAGAGCAGCGGUAGAGUUUGGCUUGAUCCCAUUGUGUUUUUCUUCUGCCGGUUGAGACUUUGAAUCACCAUGACAACGCUGUGACACUUCCAGCAACGGCUGACUGCAGACCAGGGGUGGGCUGGGGGUGGGUGAGAAGGUCAAUGAUUGAGUCUAACGGGAUCAAAAGUUGCGCCUGCAGCAAAACAACUGUAGAAAAGCCGUCAGCACGACAAGAAGAUGAAAUUCCCCUUCUAUUGGCUUCUUGUUAAGCAGGCACAAUAACAUUUUUUUUCGAGAGACUUGCUAUAAAAACUUUUUUGGUUAUGGCUACUGAUCCAACGUGAUUGGGCGUGCAGCGAUUUUUUGAACUCAUGACUGGAUAUACGAUGUUGCGGAAUGGGGGAGUGGGGAACGGAGGCCAGCCGUGGGUGUUGAGAUGGUCCAGUCGGAUCCGGCUCACCUGGCUUAGUUUCACCCUCUUCAUUAUCCUCGUCUUCUUUCCCCUCAUUGCCCACUACUACCUAACCACCAUUGAUGAUGCGGACGAUGCCGGCAAGCGCAUCUUUGGCCCUCGGACCGGCAAUGAGCUGUGCGAGGUAAAGCAUGUGCAAGACCUGUGCCGCAUCCGCGAGUCGGUCAGCGAGGAGCUGCUCCAGCUGGAGGCCAAGCGGCAGGAGCUCAACAGUGAGAUUGCCAAGCUCAACUUGAAGAUUGAGGCCUGCAAAAAGAGCAUUGAAAAUGCCAAGCAGGACCUGCUGCAGCUGAAGAACGUCAUCAGCCAGACUGAGCAUUCCUACAAAGAGCUGAUGGCUCAGAACCAGCCCAAGCUCUCCUUGCCCAUCCGGCUGCUGCCAGACAAAGACGAUGCGACUUUCCCCCUGCCAAAAUCCAACCGGAACUGCAGGCUACACAACUGCUUUGACUACUCGCGCUGCCCGUUGACAUCUGGCUUUCCAGUCUAUGUCUACAACAGCGACGAUUACCCUUUUGGUAGUUCCUUAGACCCUUUAAUUAAACAAGCCUUUGAGGCAACUGUCAGAACUAAUGUUUAUGUUACUGAAAAUGCAAACAUUGCUUGUGUGUAUAUAAUUUUAGUGGGGGAAAUGCAAGAGCCUGUAAUGCCAAAACCUACUGAACUAGAGCAACAGUUGCACUCUUUGCCAUAUUGGAGGACUGAUGGACAUAACCAUCUCAUCAUCAGUUUAUCAAGGAAAUCGGAAACUCAGAACUUCAUUUACAAUAUCAGCACAGGGCGCGCCAUGAUUGCCCAGUCCACCUUUUAUGAUGUGCAGUAUCGACCGGGGUUUGAUAUUGUGGUAUCGCCUCUGGUCCAUGCUAUGUCUGAACCCAACUUCCUAGAAAUCCCACCCCAGGUGCCAGUCAAGCGUAAAUAUCUGUUUAGUUUCCAGGGGGAGAAGAUCGAGUCUCUCAGAUCUAGCUUGCAAGAGGUUCGCUCUUUCGAAGAGGAAAUAGAAGGCAAUGCCCCAGCUGACUACGACGAUCGGAUCAUUACCACCUUGAAGGCUGUUCAGGACAGCAAGUUGGACUUUGUUUUGGUAGAGUUCACGUGUAAGAACCAGCCUAAGGCGAGUCUGCCCACUGAGUGGGCUCUGUGUGGAGAAAGGGAUGACAGACUAGAGCUACUGAAGCUAUCUACUUUUGCACUGAUAAUCACCCCAGGGGACACCCGUUUAGUGAUCUCCGCCGGGUGUGCCAUGAGACUAUUUGAGGCUCUGGAAGUUGGAGCCAUCCCGGUGGUUCUCGGAGAGCAAGUUCAGCUACCCUAUAACGACGUGAUCCGGUGGAACGAGGCAGCCUUAAUCAUACCAAAGCCACGUAUCACAGAAGUGCACUUUCUUCUGAGAAGCAUUUCUGACAACGAUCUCCUUGCCAUGAGGAGGCAGGGCCGCUUCUUGUGGGAGACCUACUUCUCCACCUCUGACAACGUGUUCAGCACAGUCUUAGCUAUCAUAAGGACUCGAAUCCAAAUCCCGGCUGCUCCUAUCCGAGAAGAAACUGCUGUGGAGAUUCCUCACCGGUCUGGCAAAGCUGCUGGUACGGACCCCAAUAUGGCAGACAAUGGUGACCUGGACUUGGGGCCUGUGGAAACAGAACCACCCUAUGCAUCUCCCAAAUAUCUCCGCAAUUUCACCCUCACUGCAAUGGACAUCUACAGGAAUUGGAAUUCUGCUCCAGGGCCUUUCCACCUCUUCCCCUACACUCCCUUUGACCCUGUUUUACCAUCAGAAGCAAAAUUUUUGGGGUCUGGGACUGGAUUUCGACCAAUUGGUGGAGGAGCAGGUGGCUCUGGGAAGGAGUUCCAGGCUGCUUUGGGUGGCAAUGUCCCCCGAGAGCAGUUCACAGUAGUGAUGUUGACUUAUGAGCGGGAGGAAGUGUUGAUGAACUCCCUAGAAAGGCUCAAUGGUCUCCCGUACUUAAAUAAAGUUGUGGUAGUGUGGAACUCUCCCAAGCUUCCCUCUGAGGAUCUCUUGUGGCCAGACAUUGGCGUCCCAAUCAUGGUUGUCCGCACAGAGAAGAACAGCCUGAACAACCGGUUCCUGCCGUGGGAUGAGAUCGAGACAGAGGCCAUCCUGUCCAUCGACGAUGAUGCUCACCUGCGCCACGACGAGAUCAUGUUUGGGUUCCGCGUCUGGAGAGAGGCAAGGGACCGCAUCGUUGGCUUCCCGGGGCGCUACCACGCGUGGGACAUCCCCCAUCAGUCCUGGCUCUACAACUCCAACUACUCUUGCGAGCUCUCUAUGGUGCUCACUGGUGCUGCCUUCUUCCAUAAGUACUACGCUUACUUGUAUUCCUACGUGAUGCCGCAAGCCAUCCGUGACAUGGUGGAUGAAUACAUCAACUGCGAGGACAUCGCCAUGAACUUCCUGGUCUCUCACCUGACGAGAAAACCUCCCAUAAAGGUGACCUCCCGCUGGACUUUCCGCUGCCCCGGGUGCCCUCAGGCGCUUUCGCACGACGACUCUCACUUCCACGAGCGACACAAGUGCAUCAACUUCUUUGUCAAGGUGUACGGGUACAUGCCCCUCCUGUACACCCAGUUCCGCGUGGACUCGGUCCUCUUCAAGACCCGCCUGCCUCACGACAAGACAAAAUGCUUCAAGUUCAUCUAGAAGUGGGAGGCAGCCGGGCGCCCUCGGCUCUCCGAACUUUGGCCGGCGGCGGGUGAAGGCAGAGGGUGGCUUUUUGGUGGGGCUGCGAGUGCAAAACGCCUUUUGCUAUUGACUCCGGCCUCCCUCCCACGGAGCGAAAGGGACGUCCUGGAUUUGGACGGGCACGUUUCCCCCUCCCUUCCCGCUUUCCCCACAGCGACUCGACUGAGUGACAGGGAACAGGAUCUCACAGCUUCUGUAAAGACACUCCCUACGAUCGUACACUGAGGAAUGGCAUGUUGGCUAGUGGCUCUGCCCCUUCACUAGCCAAGGGCAACCAUUCUUUUUAAUUAUAAUUAUUGUUAUUUAAAAUGAAAGUGUUUUAGAUUUGCUGCGUGAGGCUUUCUUUUUUUUUCUUUUUUUUUUCUUUUUUUCUUUUUUUCUUUUCCCCCAUCCCCUUUUCCCCUCUGGACCUGUGUGCCCACUCGGGCUGGAGGCGUUUGAGUGCAGAGAGGUUAUUCCCAGCAUCAAGGCAGCUCCGGUCACCACUGUCAUCCCCGUCCUUUCUCCCAUGGGGCAGCCCUUGUCCUCCUCCCCUCCUGCACACCACGUCCUGGCUCAUCUUGCUCUGAGGACUUUAAGGUGUCAUCCGGUGACAAGCUCUUUGCUCUACUCUGCUCACUACCCUGCCCUCGGAGAGGGGUGAACAGGGAAGAGUUUGGCCCCAGAGGGUCCUUCCCCAGCUCCCAGCACCAUGCCGGGUCCCAUGCUGCAACCACGGGGCAGUUUGGUUGCCACAGACUCCUUCUCGGUGUCCUUUUCCGCCCUGUGUGGCAUAUCGCAGCCGCUGCUAAACCUCCGAAGAUGGGGAAUGUGUCUGGGGCUUCGGAAUGGUCCGUCAGCAGCAGAGUGGGGGCUGGCAAUGCCCCAGGCUCGUGCGUUUGAGUGGGCUGCCUUGGCCUGCGGUUUUCUACAGCCGCUGCAGUGUCCAAGCCAGCUCUAGAGAGUCUGAGUGUGGCCUGGGCUUCUCACAAGCACUUGGGGACUUUUCCUCCUGCCCUUCAAGGCCCUGGAAAGCUGUUCCAGCAGCACCCUGAGAUUGGCCUUUGCUGAUAAAAUAAACCUUUUUCCCCAAAGCCUCCAAGCAUGAAUGCAGUCUGUCGAGAGCCGGCUCUUCGCAGUGCCUGGUCCCUGCCGGGGCAGCAGGCAGUAGUUCAGCUUACAGUGCUGGUGCGAUGGCAGUCGGGGUGUUGGGGCCUUCUCUUGAGAUCGUUUCGCGUUUUGCAGAGCGGAGGAAGGAGAAGACGCUGACCCUUAAUUUGUGCGUGGCCAAGCAGAGCCAAAGCGAAGCGCCAGCCCAGCCCGUGCGUGCUGGAGCCGGGGCUGCUCCGUGGGCCGGAGUCCCUGCUCUGCCUCAUCCCUCGUCCCCCAUCCCACAGCGAAAUGUGCCGACGUCGGGUUUGCCAGUGGGCCUCAGCAUAACUGCCUUAAACCCCCAUCCCAGCCACACUCACGCCUGGCUUUGGGCUGCGUUUGAAGGUGAAUCCCGCCCAGAGCUUUCCUUCACGUGAGCCAGGAGACGCUGCUGGGAUCGUGUUCACGGGGCUGUUCUCGGAGCUGGUCUCUCUCCCACCAAAGCCAAACGCCAUUAUGUCCAUGUGAUCGCUCAACUUGCUGCUCGGUUCUGCUUCGAUCCUGGCCUGUAACGAGAGGGAAGGACACGGGUUGUCCUCUUUUGUGUGAUGUUCUCCUUCAGCGUGUCUCAGAUGUUUAAGGGCAGCCUGGAGAAGCUCUUGCUGGGUAGACGGGAAGGUGAAACUUGUGCGAUUCGCCUCGAUGUCCCCGGCAUUCCUGGCUCCGCUUCCACUGAGGCAGGACGCAGCUCAGCAUCCCGGCACCCUGCAGCAGAAGGAUGUCACCGCCUGGUUGUGUCUCGGGUGUCUCCCAGAAGAGGAGGAGCAGGGAUGGUCCGUCAGCAGCUCCUGGGCUCAGUCCUGCCCGCACUCCUCUCCUGCAGCCUGCACCACGUUUCGGGGUGCUCGGUGGCCUCUCCAGUUUCAGCCAGUUUGUCAUGUCAGCCCCGCAGGUGGGGGUCACCACCACUUGCUCCUUGGGAAGGGGAAGGGAAGGGCCAGCCUGUCCCCAGCAGAGCCAGCGGCUUGUGCCUUCACCAGCGCUACAGACCGCAGCGAAAUACGGCUCAAGGUACCUGUUCCUCUCCGUAUGGUUCUUUUCCUUUCCGCUCUCUUUUUGUUUUAACAUCAGGUGCUCAACACGCAGCAUGCGAAGGCUCACAGUCUCCUUAAAAAUGGGAUUGGAGACCCCUGCGAGGCCCCGAAACCCCUGGAAGGAUGUUUUCUGCCCCUGCUCAGAGUGGAAACGUGGCACUUGGCAGCAGCUGCACCAGCUUCAGCAUCCCCGAGGGGCCUGACACUCCUCUGCUGCUGGCUUUAAAUCUCCCCUCGUUACUAGGUGGUUCGUUAGCAGCGACGCAGUCGCUCGUGUACAGCACAAGUCCCUGGUGUCAGCCAAGGGCGGAGGCAGCUCUGCCUUUGCCACCCCUCUGCCUGCACAGCAGGAGUCAAACAGGAGUAAGGCUGGAUGCAGGCACGGAUUGCACUUUAUAUAGAGAUAUGCUUCUCAGCAACUGAUUUUCAAAAAUCUUAAGGGAAAUUGUAUUAUUCUGGUGAGAGACAGUAAACCAGGGAGCUUGGAAAAUGCAGAUGUGAUGUGAAGUUGUCGUUUGCAUCGUGGGGGCUCGGGGUUUGCCGAGCCUCGUUGCUUGGCUGCAGUCGGAGCUGGCGGCGAGCCCGAGGUUGGGGGUUUCUUCCUUUGUGUUGAUGCGUUUCAGUUCAAGGCCAGUAGAGAUGUAGAGAUCAGCGGUGGAAAUCCAAAGGGUUCUUCCUCCCAGGCUCUUGACAUGCUCGCCUCUUGCCCAAAGUGUUUUUGGAGGAUCCCGAGCACUGCGGGAGCCAGGGGUCAGACCUGGAGCAUCGUGGUUGAGUGGGGAGAGGCUGUGCGAUGGGAUCACUGUGCGGGUCGUGGGAUGGUUUCACCUUGUUGAGACCCCCCCCAAAGGGGAAGGAUUUGGGGGCGAAGGGGUAAAUGGUUGCUCCGAGUCGCUGACAGCAGCUCAGGGGGGCCGUGCAGGACAGCAGCAGUGGUGGGAGGGAUUGGGUGCCAUGAGGAAACUAAACGGCCAGCGCGAGCAUCUCCUUCCCCACCCGCAGGGCUGGUGCUGUCCCGCCCGCUCCUCUGCUGUUGGCUCUUUCCCAAAUCUGCCCAAACAGACACCAAAACCCCUCUGGGGUACAGACCAGUGAUUGACACCCCAACUUUCUGCUCCUGAGACAUCCCAGGAUCUGAGCUGUCCUUAGGCUUCCUCCACCAUCAGGGAGGAGAGGGGCAUUUCUGGAGCGCUCCAGCCCGUGCCACCGUCCCCAACGCCCUCCUUUGCCCCUUGUCGCUCUCCCGUGAUUUUCAGGGAGCCCCAGGGUAACUCCGAAGCUCAGGUUAGCUUGUAUGAUUCGUCCCAGCUCCGGCACGGAGCAGCCUGGGGCACGCGAUCUCACCGCCCCAGCCCCGAGGAGACGGGAAGGUCUCCUUCGGCAGCUGCGCCUUUCCCCAGGGAGGGGCCUCUUCCCCUUUCCAAUGUUUCUGCCGCUUCACCCAGGACCGGGGGUCGCAGUCGGCGGGUGCUGGGUGCAGAGUGAGAUCUUUCUCAUGUUCGCUGUAAAUAGCAUUGUCUGCGGUGACACGGACCCCCCCCCCCCGGACCCCGUUCGUGUCGCACAGCACAGCCCCUGCCCUCGCCUGCGCCGUGGUUGUGCUAACUGCUCCGUGAGCACCAGGUUUAAAAAACAAAAACAAAAACCGAGAGAAAAGAAACACUCCUUCACCACGAGCACAAUGUUGAGGUUUUUUUGUAAAAGGAUCCAAUAAAUGGAGAGUUUAACUU
Messenger RNA from Grus americana (Whooping crane), 8147 nucleotides. It is a transcript of the gene EXTL3, whose product is annotated as exostosin like glycosyltransferase 3. The transcript has 10 exons. Gene Ontology annotation, cellular component: membrane. Gene Ontology annotation, molecular function: glycosyltransferase activity. Lineage: Eukaryota; Metazoa; Chordata; Aves; Gruiformes; Gruidae. The record is from RefSeq and is a predicted model, not a curated record. The coding region runs from base 1451 to 4210 and encodes 919 amino acids.